This is a messenger RNA of Strigops habroptila (Kakapo), 3324 nucleotides long. It is a transcript of the gene GPC6, whose product is annotated as glypican 6. Gene Ontology annotation, biological process: regulation of signal transduction; cell migration; regulation of protein localization to membrane. The coding region runs from base 527 to 2212 and encodes 561 amino acids. The record is from RefSeq and is a predicted model, not a curated record. Gene Ontology annotation, cellular component: extracellular region; plasma membrane; cell surface. The transcript has 9 exons. NCBI's taxonomy places the organism in Eukaryota, Metazoa, Chordata, Aves, Psittaciformes, Psittacidae.
CCUGGCUCAGGAGGCUGCUCCAGCGCUGCGCGGAGGAGAGGUUUCCCCGGAUCCCGUAAAUACAGGCACACGCACCCAGUGCAGCACACGCACCCAGUGCAGCACACGCACACGCACACGCACACACACUCACAGAGGCACGCACAGAGCCGCUGUCCAGUCUAUCCCCACGCCGGCUGCUUUCCCCACCACCUCCAGCCUCGCAGAGGCGGCCGGCACAGCUCCGCGGCGGAUCGAGGGACUCCGCUCGCAGCAACGCGCCCGCGGUUUCAAUCUUCAGCCUACCGCCAGAUUUUUACCCUCUUUUUCUUAUUUUUGCGUUUGGAGAAGGACCCGGGGGGGGACGACGAGGCUGCCGCUCUCCCUCCCCAGCCGUGCGCGCCUGUGUGGGUGCGCACCCAUCUGCCCCCCGCCUCGCAAAAGUUUGCGUCGGCUGCCGGGGGGCUCCCGGGCCGCCUUCUCCGCAGCCAGGGGGCGCGGCGGCGGCGCGGGACUUGCGCGCUACGCGGGACUUGCGCGCCGCGCCAUGCCGGCGGCGCAGGGGGUUGCGCGGCGCUGCGCCCUGGCGGGGCUGCUGCUGCUGCUGCCGCCGCCGCUGCCAGCCGCGGGCGCAGAGGGCAAGGCGCGGAGCUGCGGCGAUGUGCGGCAGGCGUACAGCGCUAAGGGCUUCAGCCUGGCCAGCGUGCCCUACCAGGAGAUCGCAGGGGAACAUUUGAGAAUCUGCCCUCAGGAAUAUACAUGUUGCACCUCAGAAAUGGAGGACAAGUUAAGCCAACAGAGCAAACUGGAGUUUGAAAACUUAGUGGAUGAGACAAGUCACUUUGUACGCACCACUUUUGUAUCCCGGCACAAGAAGUUUGACGAAUUUUUCCGAGAACUUCUGGAGAAUGCAGAAAGAUCCUUAAAUGACAUGUUUGUCCGGACAUAUGGCAUGCUGUACAUGCAGAACUCGGAGGUGUUCCAGGACCUUUUCACAGAGCUGAAGCGGUAUUACACAGGAGGCAAUGUGAACUUGGAGGAAAUGCUGAAUGAUUUCUGGGCUCGUCUGCUGGAGCGGAUGUUCCAGCUCAUAAACCCCCAGUACCACUUCACUGAGGACUACUUGGAGUGUGUAAGCAAGUACACAGACCAGCUGAAGCCAUUUGGAGAUGUACCCAGGAAGCUGAAGGUUCAAGUGACUAGGGCGUUCAUUGCUGCACGGACCUUUGUUCAGGGGCUGACAGUAGGAAGAGAGGUUGCAAACAGAGUAUCCAAGGUCAGUCCCACCCCAGGGUGCAUCCGGGCGUUAAUGAAGAUGUUGUACUGCCCUUACUGCAGAGGACUUCCCACUGUGAAACCUUGCAACAACUAUUGCCUCAAUGUAAUGAAGGGCUGCCUAGCAAAUCAGGCUGAUUUGGAUACUGAGUGGAAUCUGUUCAUAGAUGCUAUGCUUCUGGUAGCGGAGAGAUUAGAGGGACCAUUCAACAUUGAAUCAGUCAUGGAUCCUAUCGAUGUCAAGAUUUCUGAAGCCAUCAUGAAUAUGCAAGAAAACAGCAUGCAGGUGUCGGCAAAGGUUUUCCAAGGAUGUGGCCAACCUAAACCAGCACCUGCCCUGAGAUCUUCCCGUUCUGUCCCUGAAAACUUCAAUACCCGAUUUAGACCAUAUAACCCAGAGGAGCGACCUACAACUGCUGCUGGCACAAGUUUGGAUAGGCUGGUAACAGACAUUAAAGAAAAGCUAAAGCUCUCUAAAAAGUUCUGGUCAACAUUACCCUACACAGUCUGCAAGGAUGAGCAAGUGACAGCUGGUCCAUCAAUCGAGGAAGACUGCUGGAAUGGCCACACCAAGGCAAGAUACUUGCCUGAGAUUAUGAAUGAUGGCUUGACCAACCAGAUCAACAAUCCAGAAGUAGAUGUGGACAUCACAAGGCCAGACACCUUCAUUCGACAACAAAUCAUGGCCUUACGUGUCAUGACUAACAAACUGAAGAACGCGUAUAAUGGAAAUGAUGUCAACUUCCAGGAUACAAGUGACGAAACAAGCGGCUCGGGCAGUGGAAGUGGCUGUACAGACGACAUAUGCCCCACCGAGUUUGAUUUCAUCACUACUGAAGCACCACCAGUUGACUCCGACAGGAGGGAGGUGGAGGCUUCAGCCACACAGCCUGGCUGCUCACUGCAGACAUUGUUUGUCAUCUUCAUCACUCUUGUACUACAGAGACAGUGGAGAUAAUCCUGGAUCUGGUCAGAGAAACUGUCUUUUAGCUACAGAAACAGCCAACUUUCUUCUUUUCUUAUACUCUUGGACAAUGGACCAUGCCACAAACAUUUGCAGUUUUCUACAAGAAGAGAGCAGUACUGCAACCUGCUUCCCUUUUUUGUUUUCCCAAAGAGUACCAGGUGCCAGACUGAACUGCUUCCUGCUUUUUUUCAGAUAUCUCUGAAGACUCUAUCCACUCUUGAGAGAAUUCUUUCUCAACCCUUUAUUACAGACUUUCUGAGCUUCAUUUCCUUUUAUGCUGCAUAAGUGAAAAAGGAUCUUACAGUGGGUGUUUUUCCCUAACAAGAAAAAAGAGGGGGGAAGAAACCAAGAAAACAGUUUUCUUUCUGAAUCAGGCCUGACUCAAGGCUGCUGCAUUUCAACAGAAUAUCAACAAAACAAAAAAAGAAACAAAAAAAAAAAAGCAACCGUUCUUCACUGACAGCCAGAUUUCCUUUAAGAACUUCCGUAGGAUGAUUCAGGUCAUCAGAAUGCUCAUUGCUCUAAGGAGGAAGUCUGGAUUUUUUUUCCAACACAAAAGUAUGUCUCAGCAGUGAAUGUCUUGCACUCCAUCUGCCAACCACAUCAGAUUGGUAUGAAGGUAGAGAAGCUGAAAAACAAGUUUAUCUUUUAGUAUGAUAGUAACUCUACUAGGUUCAGAAUAUCAUGUUACAGUUGUUUAGGACUUAAAUCUUAAUGCCCAGUAAAAACUUGAAUAGUAGCAUGAUUUCACCUAGCUUCUUUUAGUAUUUAUCCAUGUUAUACAUUUGGCACCAUUUUCCACUUAGCUCACCAUAAGCCAUGGUGGUAAUGCUAAACGAUGCUCCUGACAAACCUUCCCUCAAGAGUUCGGACAGAAAAUAAUCUCUUGUGAUAUAAUCUCUUUCUUUUUGUCACUGUUCUGACAUUGAUUAGGACUUUCUGCUACUACGUUCAUUAUCCUACCAAGACAGAAAUUCUCUAACGGACUAACAGCAACUGGAUCAAUAGUGUGUUUCACACCUAGCUACAUCUUUCAUACCAGUUAAUUUCAAUGUCACAAGGAUUUCUUCUACAAAAUUUCAGAACAAAUAUAUAGUACUGAC